AUGGUAUUGGGAUCUCACGCCCCCCAAGAAACAACUGUGGGAGCGCGCUCGGGGGGAGAGCAGGCGGUGCUGUUGGAGCGGGCAGAACAACCGCUGAGGCAGAGGGAGCUGACGGCAACGGGGAAGAAGAAGGCGGAGGAGCUGCCUGCAGAACAGACGGGGACUGUGGCUAGAGUGGCGACGACGAAGGUUGCGACGGCGGCGACUGAGCCUGCAGAAGAAGAUGGGACGGCGGAGGGGAGGACUGUGGCACCAACGAUCGCGGAGAACGCGGGAGAGGCGGAGGAAGGAGGGACUGACGGUGAGUACGGCGGAACGACUGCUGCUGACGCGGUCGCAGAAACGCAUGACACCGUCAGCCAUCAGGGAGUACGAGCAGCAGGGAGACCGCAAGGGGUGGAGGCGGGGGCGAACCUCAAACCGAACAGACUGCGACUCGACCACAACCACAGGCACGAGUAA
Messenger RNA from Closterium sp. NIES-65, 462 nucleotides. The record is from the annotation of a GenBank genome assembly. Lineage: Eukaryota; Viridiplantae; Streptophyta; Zygnematophyceae; Desmidiales; Closteriaceae.